AUGGCCAGUGACUGUGAAAGUGACAACUCAUAUGACAUUGAUGACUUAUGUGAUGAAAUUGAAGAAAAUGAAGAGAUUCAAACACUUCUUUUAUGUGGGCUUGCUGUCAAAGGGUUACUAUUGGCUCAUAACUCAAAAUAUGUAUGUAGACGUCGUCGUUCAUCUUCGCGCACAGGAAUCAUGCUUAUCAAUGAAAUACUUAACGAUCAUGAGAGCCGAUGCUAUGAACUUUUCAGAUUACAAGUCCCGGUUUUCAACAUGUUAUGUAGGGAUUCUGUUGCACAUUAUGGGUUAAAGAAAUCACGUCGUGUAUCUAUUGAAGAGUCCCUUGGUAUUUUCUUGUUGUACUUAGCGCAUGGAUGUGGAAAUCGGUUAGUUCAAGAGUUCUUUAAUCAUUCUGGGGAAACAAUCCAUAGACAUUUUCAUAAAGUCUUGGAUGUUGUGGUUAACCUAAGUAAGGACAUCAUCAAACCAAAUGCUAACUACAACGAAACUAUACCAGAACAUAUUUUAAAUAACCCUCGGUAUUAUCCAUACUUCAAGGAUUGUAUUGGUGCCAUCGAUGGAACACACGUGAAGACCUCUGUUCCGCAACGUGACCAAAUCAAAUACAUUGGACGAAAGAAUUACGUUACUCAAAAUAUUAUGGCAGCAUGUGAUUUCAACAUGUGCUUUACCUUUGCGUGGGAUGGAUGGGAGGGGACUGCACAUGACACGAGAAUUUUCAAUGAAGCGCGAAGGAGACGUGAAGUUAAGUUUCCACUUCCAGCCGAUGGUAAAUUUUACCUUGUAGACGCCGGAUAUCCUAAUACAAAAGGUUAUCUUGCUCCCUACAAAGCUUCAAUGGCAAUUCACAAUUACAUUAGAAUUAGAGGUAGUGGUGAUGCAACAUUUCAAAUAGCGCAAAAAGAAUCUUAUAUUUCGUGCAAUGAUGAAGGACCCGAUGAUGGUAUUGAGCCACAUGACGAAGUAUCAAGUAGACAACGUAGAAGUGACGAUAUGUAUAAGAGUGCAGUACGCAAUAUGAUUGCGGGACAUACAUUCUCAAUGUCAAACACUCGUGCACGUAACGGCGUAUGA
Molecule: messenger RNA, 1080 nt
Organism: Lactuca virosa
Lineage: Eukaryota; Viridiplantae; Streptophyta; Magnoliopsida; Asterales; Asteraceae
Source: the annotation of a GenBank genome assembly